CCCGGAUUCAGUAAAGAAAGACAUCUUGUCAGCUAUCAUUAAGUGAAUAGUACCUACAGAAUCUGGUCGAUGGCAUCUCCCUUUGAGUAUAAUCGAAUCACUUCAUAUACCUUUUAUAACCUCCAAUUAGCACCUUUUUAGCAACAUUCCUAGAAUGGUGUCACUGGGGGAACAUCCAAUAGACCGUACCCGGAUAACCAACAGUUGCCCGGGCAGAGGGGCAUCGCCAUCUUCCGUCAGAGAUUGGAUCCGAGCAUACCUCUCUUACCGGGGACUCGACCCAGAAGCAUCCGAGAAAUUCCUCUGGCGUGGGAAAGAGCUCUAUCAAGCGAAGAUCCCAGAGCUGCGAGAUGCUUUCAAGAGGCAUUGUGACCUGCAAGACUGGGAAGCGGAUAUCUUAGCCAAUGACGUAUAUACUCUCCUCGAGGUACGUUGGAAGACCGUGAUUCGCAUGAGGAAGCUCAUAUCAUAGCAACCUCCCUUCGUUGAUAGGAUAAGUCCGUGCGAAAGGUUCAGAUGAAUUGAUUGCUAACGCGAUAUCCCGACCGCAGAGAGCAUUGUCUCCGUCCGAGCGCACGCCCUUCCAGACGUACGUCUACCGUCUCAUGGGCUUCGAAUACUACCGAAAACUUAUGUUCACCAC
Annulohypoxylon maeteangense is the source of this 643-nucleotide messenger RNA. RefSeq lists its product as uncharacterized. Lineage: Eukaryota; Fungi; Ascomycota; Sordariomycetes; Xylariales; Hypoxylaceae. The transcript has a single exon. The record is from RefSeq and is a predicted model, not a curated record. Bases 155 to 472 code for a protein of 105 amino acids.